Messenger RNA from Cetraspora pellucida, 354 nucleotides. The record is from the annotation of a GenBank genome assembly. NCBI's taxonomy places the organism in Eukaryota, Fungi, Glomeromycota, Glomeromycetes, Diversisporales, Gigasporaceae.
AUGUGCCUAAUUGCCUUGAGCAAGACAUCGGCUCUAGGGUUGUACCCUAACAGCUCGGUAAUUGGUAAGAAGGUUCGGUGUAACUGGAGUGUUCGCAAAAAACUUAUGGUGGUUUAUUAUUUUGAAUGUAUUAAAAAUGUAAGAGCAACUGCAAGGCGAUUUGAUAUUGAACCUAAACAAGUUCGUGACUGGCGAAGUAAGAAGCAAGAACUUUUAAAUGCAGCACCUUAUCUUUUAACACUCAAUCCUGGCCGACUAGCUCUGUAUCCCCUUUUAGAAAGAAGGCUAGUUGAAUGGGUUGAUGUGCUUUGUAGAAAACAGGUGGCCGUUACACAAAAUAUGGUUAUUAGAUAG